GGGAACGCCUGCCUUUUAUUUUAUUGAACGGCCAAUCCGGUGGUAGGUUCACCUCCCCCUCUCUACCCAGAGUCACUGCUGCAGCCGCCGCCAUUUUAGCGUUUUGUCAGAAGCGUCCGCGCCGCGAGGAAGAGCCCCUGCUGCUUUUUGUGCGGGCUGUGUCCGAGAUGGUGAAGCUGUUCAUUGGAAACCUGCCCCGGGAGGCCACAGAGCAGGAGAUCCGCUCACUCUUCGAGCAGUAUGGGAAGGUGCUGGAGUGUGACAUCAUUAAGAACUACGGCUUUGUGCACAUAGAGGACAAGACGGCGGCCGAGGAUGCCAUACGCAACCUGCACCACUACAAGCUGCACGGGGUGAACAUCAACGUGGAAGCCAGCAAGAAUAAGAGCAAAACGUCCACAAAGUUGCACGUAGGCAACAUCAGUCCUACUUGUACCAACAAGGAGCUUCGGGCCAAGUUUGAGGAGUAUGGUCCAGUCAUCGAAUGUGACAUCGUGAAAGAUUAUGCCUUUGUACACAUGGAGCGGGCAGAGGAUGCAGUGGAGGCCAUCAGGGGCCUUGACAACACAGAGUUUCAAGCCCGAACAAGGUAGUGGCUGCUGCUUCUCCUGAGCACUCCUCUUGUUAAGAGUCAUUUCGGCUAUCUUUGAUGUUUACUUAAAUUGGACCUUCUUAGACCUGGAAGUCUGAUCAUCAUUUCCCCCAAGUUAAUGGUGCCCUGUGUCAUGGGUAUUGCUGUGCAUUAUUAAAGAAAAAUGUCACAGGUCUCUCAGGUCUGGUUUUCCAUUUUUAAUGGGUAAGUUGAGAAUUAUUUUGUGUCAACAACUUGAUUGGGAGCAAAGGCUGCUGUGGUGGAGGGUUUAUGAUAUCUAAUUUUUGGAUACUCUUCUACACUUUAACCAAGUCAUAGAAGAGGUGGUGGUGUCUCCUUGUAACAGUUAACACAUGUAAGGGAAGGAUAUUGUGAACUGAUACAGGACACAUCAUACUUAGAGCAUAACUCUUGGUAUCUGAACUCUAGGCUCUCUUGAUGUUUAGUUAUUUUUGCUCUGUUUUCCUUACUAUUAGUCAUUCUCCUUAGCGCUGUCUAGUACAGUUCUGUGUGUAUGUAGAGUAGCAGUAUUUAUUAUGGUGGUCUUUUUCCCUUUCAGUUUCUCAGUGUUGGGGAUAUUCUUUUUAUUGUUUGCCCAUUUAACGAACAUCCAUUUUAGUUUAAAGACUUAGCUUCUUUUUCUGACUUUGGAAUUUUUUCUGGCAAAUAUUUAGGUCAGGACAUUUAUUAAUGACCUUUAUGUCUUGAAGGGACAUGGUUGGUUCAUUGGUUGCCCUUAUUUUCUCUGGUUUUGCUAGGUGCCCAAGUGGCCACUUGGACAAAUGCGAGGGACACGGGUUAGCGCUUAAAGCACUUAAGUACUUAAUUGCACAUCUUAGCUUUUAACUGGCAACCUACACUUAUCGGAUAAAAUGGUUAAACCAGGACUUUUUUUUAAUAUUUUGGUCCUUCCCUCUUCCCUUUUUUAGCCUUCUAGAACCUAACUUUAAUUUUGUAGGUGAAAUUGUAUAUUUACCAUUUUCUAUAAUGUUAGUUGAGUAGAUGACCUAUCUGUUAACUCCCCUGGAUCUAAGCAUUCGCUUCUUCGCCAUCUGCAUGCUUGGGUGCAUGAUAGCCAUUUGUAUUGGAAAGGUUUUGCUGGAGUUUUGCUUACUAUUAAAAUGGUAGAUCAUGUUAGGUGGAAACUGCUUCUGUGAAAAGGUUUAAAACUUAAACUUUUUCAUUUCCAGAAUACAAAUUGUAAUUUUCAGCAAAAACUAGUAUGAAGUGCAUGUUCUUAGGAUCUUAGAUCUCUAAAGGAGGAAAAGUACUUUAACCUUGCUAACAUGAACAGUUUGAUACACUAACGUUAUUGGUCAUUCUCUACUUUUUUCAUCCCCUCUUUUCUUCCACAUUUUUCAUAAUACUCUUUCUGAAAAUUCAGGCAUCUUGUGAACUGCCUGCCCUGUUUUGUUUGACCCCCUGUUAUAAGGGGGUCACUAAAUAGUAAAGAAUCCCUGUUAGAAUGAAUAUCAGAACUAACAAUUUAAAGGACCCAGUUUAGGGGGAAGGCAGUCCUUCAGCUUGUAUUUCGCCCCUAUUCCCCCAUUCAUGAGUGUUUUUCCCAAAAGUCUUGAAACUUGCCUACCGCAUUCAGCCACGGAUCAAGUCUGGAUUACUAUCAAUGGUAACUUUAGAGUCCUACUCUAUUCUCUUUGAUUUUGGGGUGGUGUGGGGGACUGGCCUUUGCAUUCUCCUGCUUACUGAAUUCAAGAGUCUUAAUAGUGAAGAUUGGAGGUGUCAGAAUGUCGUGGAGCACUAUUAUUGUGGUUUCUUUUGACAUUGGGCCACCGUUCAGAGUAGUUUUUGUCCACAGUUAACUUGGCAAAGGAUGAAAUGCCUAUUUUUGAGUGAGAGUACUUUCUUUCUUAAGCGUUAAACUGGUGUUAGAGCUGAAACAGUUCUUCAUUUAAUUGAUCUUUGCCUGAAAUCAGGUCAUUAUACUGAAUUUAUACUGGACCUUUAAAAAAAAAAAUCUUUAAAAUGGCAAUGAAUCCUGCAUUAGAGUUGUCUAGGUAAAGCCAUUGCUAUGACCAGUGUCUGGGGUAGGGGCUGGGGCUAUGACUAAGAGUGAUAGCAACCCUUCUUGCGUCUGUUUC
Messenger RNA from Physeter macrocephalus (sperm whale), 2691 nucleotides. Its product is annotated as RNA-binding protein 4. The transcript has 3 exons. Gene Ontology annotation, molecular function: zinc ion binding; mRNA binding. NCBI's taxonomy places the organism in Eukaryota, Metazoa, Chordata, Mammalia, Artiodactyla, Physeteridae. The record is from RefSeq and is a predicted model, not a curated record. Gene Ontology annotation, cellular component: nucleus. The coding region runs from base 168 to 593 and encodes 141 amino acids.